CCGUUCACUCCUUUGAUCCGAUCGAGUUUGAUCUUUCUUGCUAAGGAUCACUCGGAACACGGUUCGAAAUCUAUAAAUUUACAUUGACACGGUGUUUAGGAUUUCUGUAUGUAUAUAUUUAUAUAUUGUGGAAUGAUUGGGCGCAGCAGCCGAUUUAUACGAAAAAGAAUAUUUCGUAGAAUCACCGGUGAUUUUACGCCACUGGAAAUGAUAGGGGUGCUGAUUGAAUAUACGUUAUGUGUAUAGUAAGCGUGGAUGAUACCUGUGUCGAGUCGCGCAGGAAGUAAAAAAAAAAAAAAAGAAAAAAUGUCCAAUCCCAAAUUUAUAACAAUGUGCUAUUUCUGAGUAAAAAAUAAAAAAUAUCUUCAAAAACGUACUUGUCACGCUUACGAUAUUUUACAAACUUUCCACGUGGACCGACGGGAACUUUGAAGCGAACCGCUGAAAAAUUGCUAAAAUUCCGAAAAAAAAGCUCGCACCAAAUAUACAUUGUUCCAGGAAAUUUUAUUCAAGGAAAGAAAACGUUCCCAAAUGUUAUUAAACUCUCAGAACACUCAUAAUCAAGAAUCACCAUCGGUAACUUCGGAACAGUAGAAGUUACGAUUAACACAUACCCGGUAUAAAGUCCGAAGGAGUAAACCACAAAUCCGGUAAUACAUCACAGAAAAAGGAAGAAUAAAAUUUAUAAACAUGGAUUCCAUGAAAUUACGUAGGAAUACGAUACAAGUGAAAAGUGAGGAACAACGGACAAGGCAGCUCCCUAAUUUCGCAUUCACCAGAAACAAGUGAAAUCAAUACGUAAACUGCAGUUGGAUACGUUAAAGAAGAGUGAGAGGACUACCCCCGAAAUAAAGAAGAAAAAUUAAAGUCUUCCUUUCUUUUUCCAAGAAAACAAGUAUCGCUGCUGUCAAAGUAAAAUUGUGUGGAUGGCAGAGCCGAGGGCGAGCGCUGCGAAGUAGGCGGCGAGCAAGGAUUUGUUUGUGUUCCUGUCGGUGUUGCGGCUGCGCUCCCCACCAUACCUCGGGAGUGCCAUGCUCCUCUGUUUGCAUUGUUUACAGACAAACAUCGUGCCCAAACACGAAGAGUGGAAGAGCUUAGGUGCAGAAAGAACGCGUGUCCAUUGGCGGAGGCGCCGUAAAGGCAGAGUCUAUUGGUGACUGGGUGGGGCCUAGCGGCCGGUAUAAAAGCGUGCGGAAGGCGUGGAGCGAGCAGAUACGUGCGAAGGCUCAGAGGGAGAAGUACGGUACGUUUCAAAGUGUUAAAGUUUACUCGUGUUCCCUCGAGUCCCGUCACAGCCAAGCCUCUCAUCGAGGCAGUGUAGAGUAACGAACGUAGAAAAAAGCGUGUCACGGUCCUGUGCGUUAGAUCGAACAACAAGUGCAAGCCCACUUCGAGACUCAAUUCGUAGCCGUAAGUGUAAAAGUGUCUAUCGUGGACGUUAAGAAAGAUUAAGUGCGCCUCUAAGGACAGUGCACGAAGCAUGGUGAACAUGGAAGGUUCAAACGAGCAGCAUACAGUGACAGCAUCGCCACCGCCAAGGACUACCCUCAAGAGUAGUUUCAGCAUUCGUAGUAUCCUGCCCGAAGCCUGCGCCGGUACCCCGGCACCGUCUGUCAGCCAGGCUCUGAGUCCUGAGCCAGUGCACGCCGACGACAGUGACGACUCGAGUGACUUGGACGUUACCGGCGACGGCGCGGAGACGCCGCCGUUGGACUGUUCCAGGAACGCCGCCUCCUCGAGUCCCAGUCAACGCGACAGCAGGGAUCAGCCUAGCGACGAGAAAAAGAAGUCCGAGAAGCCGCCGUACAGCUACAAUGCACUGAUAAUGAUGGCGAUACGUCAGAGCCCCGAGAAACGCCUGACUCUUAACGGCAUUUACGAAUACAUAAUGCGACACUUUCCAUACUACGAGAACAACAAGCAAGGCUGGCAGAACUCCAUAAGGCACAAUCUCUCGUUGAACAAGUGCUUCGUUAAAGUGCCAAGGCAUUACGACGAUCCCGGCAAGGGUAACUACUGGAUGCUAGACCCGAGCUCCGAGGAUGUUUUCAUCGGCGGCACCACGGGAAAGCUUCGCAGACGAACCACGGCGGCGUCCCGAUCGCGUCUGGCUGCCUUCAAGAGGAGCGUGGUACUCGGCGGUCUUUAUCCCAGUCCUUAUCCGCCACCGGGAUGGCCGGCGUCCCUGUACACGUUGCCUUAUCUACAUCGUGCCAGUUACCCCCCGGCAACCGGACCUUACACCACUCCUGCGGGAUAUCCGGCAAGUCUUCUACCGGGAGCAGCAACCUCGGCGGCGGCGGCGGCCGCGGCCGCAGCCAGUCUACCCUGCAAGCCGCAGGCCUUACCGGCCACGGCCGCGCCACCGGCUCACGGGGCCUUCUCCAUGGAGAGACUCCUCCAGGCACCACCCGGGUAUCCUGCCAGCAUAUCCGCACCAGGUAUACCUGCGCCCACCAACCCCUACGACUUUUAUACCACCCUGAGGUCACUCGCUGCUCAUCAACAACAUCAGCAGGCGGUUUUUGGACAGCACCAACAACCCAGAUAUCAUCUGAACCAGUCGACGCCUAUUCUCAGUCAGACACCCUCGACCACGGCUUCGCCCGGUAGUAGCCCUGAACCUAUGUCGCCCCACUCGCCCCCGGUAUCUAUCUGUAACCCAGUGCAACCCAGAUCUCACCCUCACAGCCCACCUCAGCUGUUACUCAAACCAAUAACUGUACUCACUGCGAGACACAGUUGAAUUUUCAUUAGUCUCAUUAUCGUUAUACCCGGUUACACGAUGAUAACAAACUGCACCUAUCUCAAUUCUUAGCCGCGUAACUUUAAAUUAUAUUCCGAACGAUCCUUAAGGGACGAUUCGGCACGCGUAGCUGCUUCGCGGGCUCAUGCGGGUUCGAGACGCGGCGCCCAGACCUGUCCUUCGAAGAUGACGCGUUAGCUAAUUUAUUUUUAGGACGAUACACAGUGAUUGUUACUUCUGUACAGGUGCGACUCUGUGAAUUAAAUGCGAUGCGUUGUAAUUGAUUUACGGAGAUUUGGCAUUUGACUUUUUUCAGUAUCGUUUUGUCACGUUUUAAUAAGUACUAAAGGAAAAGACUAAAGGGGGGCAGGGUUCGCGCGUGUCGCGUUAAUUGUGAUUCAUAUGGAGACGGACGAUGAGAUUAGAGUAAUAUAAUAAAUAUUGUAAAUAAAGAUGGCGCGCGUAUAACCAGGCGUACUUUAUUAUAUUAUAUCGAACGAUAUAUAAAUGUAGAUAGAAAUAAUCGGGAUCUCGUGCGAUUUAUCGCUACCUUGUCCCAUUGUAAAUACAGAAGAGAUAUUAUUCGAUAUAUCACAGCCCUGUACAUAUUGUCGCAGGCGUCAAUGAAGAGACCUGUACUGUGAAAAUAAAUGUUCAAACUUUUUAUAUAAAAAAAAAAGAAACAAAUCAAA
This is a messenger RNA of Cephus cinctus (wheat stem sawfly), 3438 nucleotides long. RefSeq names its product fork head domain transcription factor slp1. Gene Ontology annotation, molecular function: DNA-binding transcription factor activity; sequence-specific double-stranded DNA binding. The transcript has a single exon. Bases 1481 to 2746 code for a protein of 421 amino acids. NCBI's taxonomy places the organism in Eukaryota, Metazoa, Arthropoda, Insecta, Hymenoptera, Cephidae. Gene Ontology annotation, biological process: regulation of transcription by RNA polymerase II. The record is from RefSeq and is a predicted model, not a curated record. Gene Ontology annotation, cellular component: nucleus.